Centrocercus urophasianus (Greater sage-grouse) is the source of this 1522-nucleotide messenger RNA. It is a transcript of the gene EMID1, whose product is annotated as EMI domain containing 1. The coding region runs from base 1 to 1338 and encodes 445 amino acids. The record is from RefSeq and is a predicted model, not a curated record. Gene Ontology annotation, molecular function: protein binding. Lineage: Eukaryota; Metazoa; Chordata; Aves; Galliformes; Phasianidae. The transcript is spliced from 15 exons.
AUGGAGGGCCUCUCCCGGGGGGGGCACCGCUGCCCGCCCCUGCCUCUGGCGAUGGGGUUGUGCUGCUGCCUGCUGCUGCCGCCCGCUGCCGGCUCCUGGAGCGUGCAGCCCCGCAGCAAUUGGUGCUCCUACACGGUGACGAGGACGGUGACGUGCCUGGUGCAGAAUGGCACCUCCCUGCAGCGUGUCUUCCAGGGCUGCCGCUGGCCGCCGGGCUGCGGAGGGGGCAGCUAUCGCACCGUCAUCCGGCCCGCGUAUCGAGUGGCCUACAGGACGCUGACGGCGCUGGAGUGGAAGUGCUGCCCUGGGCACAGUGGGGCCAACUGUGAGGAAGAGCCCCACACCUUCCUCGCUCUGCGUGAUGCUGCACGCCCCAGCACCGCCCCACGUCGCUCUCCCCUGCGCCCCACAGCUUUCUCAGGGUGCCUGAACUGCAGCCACAUCGGGGAGCUGUCAGCACGCCUGGCCACCCUCGAGGCACAGGUGGCCCGGCUCUCAGUGGCAGAAGCUCCCACAUCCCCAACACCCAAAGGUGACAGCUUGGGUAGGGGUCCUGAUACCAGGCAGCUCUGGGGGUCCCCAGCUGCACAGGGGAGCCCAGGGGACAAAGGCAGACCUGGUUCACGGAGACCCCCCGGCCCCUCUGGUCCCAAGGGUGAUGCAGGUGGACGGGGACCCUCAGGCAUUCCCGGGGUGAAGGGUCCAUCGGGACCCCCAGGUCCCCCAGGUCCCCCCGGUCCCCCUGGCCACGAUGGAGCCAGGGGUCUCCCUGGAGAGAAGGGGUCACCCGGCCCCCCCGGCCCCCCUGGGCCUCCUGCUCCUGUGGGGCCAGCUGUACCCUGGCUGACUGACCCAAGGGACCCGCUCCUCUCCAACACCUUCACUGAAGCGGCUGGGGGCAUCGUGGGGCCCGCUGGCCCCCCCGGACCCAUGGGGCCAAUGGGACCCCCCGGCCCCCCAGGACCCAUGGGGCUGCCCGGCCCCCCAGGGCCUGAUGGGAGAGCUGGGGCACCUGGAGCUGCCGGUCCCAGGGGAGACAAAGGCGACAGGGGCCCCAAGGGAGAGCCAGGCAGCCGUGGGCAGGAUGGGGCACAGGGCGAGCCGGGCCCCAAGGGCGAGCCGGGCGACAAGGGCACAUGGGGGGAGGGUUUACACCAGCUCCGCGAGGCUUUGAAGAUUUUAGCAGAGAGGGUUUUAAUCUUGGAAACAAUGAUUGGGCUCUAUGAACCAGAGCCUGGCUCAGGCAGUGGCCCUGGGGGCCCACCAGCACCCAGCACCCCCCGUGCCAAGCGUGGCCGCUCGCCCCCCACUCACCAGGCUCUCCCUGGCCAGCCCUAAGAGUGCAGCCCUGCUGUGUCCCCGCUGUGUACAUGGAGGUCCUGGUGCUACCCGGUGGCAUUGCACCGGUCGGACCCCCCCAGCUUUGGCCCUGCUGCUCUACACCCCAGUUUUGGGGGGUACGGCCACCCCAAUGCUUGGGGGGCUGCAUCCUGCACGCUGUCCUGGCACUACCUGGGCAUUA